GCUUGCCGCGCAGCGGAAGUUAUCGCACUAGCCAAUAAUUCUAUGUUUUUAAGUCGAUCUCACCAUGCAAAACUUCUAGAAAUGUAAUAUUAUUUCCUCUGCGCGGCAAGCAUUGAAGCAUUAUCGCGUUCUGUGUGUAGAAGGCGUUAUGUUAUGCCAUGCCUUGCCAUGUGCGGUUGAUUUUAUGAGAGUUUAAUUUGUGAAGUGUAACCUUUUACAUUCCGGGAGAAUAAAAAAAAAGAAACUCUGAUUUGUGUAUGUAAUAUUUGACCAUUUGUGCAUUAAAAAUUUACAAGAUUUAAGCUCUAUUUUCCAAAAUUGACUGCCUGAAAAUCUAUAGUGCACAUAAACUGUAACAUUUUCAACAUAGGCAGUAAGUUUGGAACACAACCUUAAUAGAUUCAACACAGCAGUAAGGUUAGACCUUAAAGAUGGUUACGAAAGUCAGUAAACAGAAUGUGAAAAAUUUUAAAACGUUAUGGAUUCGCUUCGACGCGGACAGUUCUGACAAGCACCAACUAUUCUUCAAGGAACAUUCCAUAAGAAAUCAGGAACUGGAAUAUCCCAGGAACCGAACUCUCUUUGUGUUGAACGUACCACCAUACGCUACUAUUGAUUGCUUGAGCAAUGCAUUUGCUAAUCUGUGUGGAAAUGUACAGUCUGUUACAUUUUCAGAUACGAAAGGGUUUAAAACUGCAUAUAUUGUUUUUAAGAAGGAAUCCUCCUUAGAUAAAGCUAUGGAAUUUUCAAAAGAUUUCGUAAUUACAUUGAAAAGUGAGAAAAGCACUUGCCUCACGGGAUUAGAAAAAUGGUGUAAAGAAUAUAAUGAUACUUUGUACGACGAACAAUUAAUGAAGAAAGACAUUGAGGAAUGUAUAGCUUCGUAUGACAAACAAAUACAGGAUCGUAUCGCACAAGAGAAAGCUGCAGAAGAGGACAACGAUGGUUGGGUAACUGUAACAAGUGGAAAGAAAAGAGGACAAUUUGCUCCAUCCAGGAAGGAAUCUACCAUCGGCAAGGUGCAACAGAAAGAGGAACAACGGAAGAAGAAGCAAUUAUUUAAUUUCUAUACUUUCCAAAUUCGUGAAACAAAAAAGCAGAAUUUAGCGGAGUUGCGAAAGAAGUUCGAACUGGACAAAAAAAGAUUGCAAGAAUUGAAACAAAAACGGACGUUUAAGCCAUUUUAGGUAUGUUAUAUGUGUUAAAUGUUGUAAAUAAUAUUAGGAUAUAAUUAUAAGAUCAA
Acromyrmex echinatior (Panamanian leafcutter ant) is the source of this 1243-nucleotide messenger RNA. Its product is annotated as ribosomal RNA-processing protein 7 homolog A. Gene Ontology annotation, biological process: ribosomal small subunit assembly; rRNA processing. Gene Ontology annotation, cellular component: CURI complex; UTP-C complex. The record is from RefSeq and is a predicted model, not a curated record. Gene Ontology annotation, molecular function: nucleic acid binding. NCBI's taxonomy places the organism in Eukaryota, Metazoa, Arthropoda, Insecta, Hymenoptera, Formicidae.